AUGGCGGAUUUUUCGGGCACCUGGAAGAUGAAGAGCAGCGAGAACUUCGACGAGUUGCUGAAAGCUUUGGGGGUGAACGCCAUGUUGAGGAAGGUUGCCGGGGCGGCGGCGUCCAAACCGCACGUGGAGAUCAAACAGAACGGCGAGCACUUCUACAUCAAGACCUCCACCACCGUGCGCACCACGGAGAUCAGCUUCCUGAUUGGAGAAGAGUUUAGCGAGGAGACGGUGGACGGGAGGAAGUGUAAGAGUUUGGCGACAUGGGAAACGGAAAACAAGAUUUACUGCACACAGACUCUGCAGAGCGGGACGGGCCCCAAAACCUUCUGGAGCAGGGAGCUCAAAGGGGACGAACUCAUAUUGAUCUUUGGUGCUGAUGAUGUGAUCUGCACACGGAUCUACAAACGGGAAUAA
Molecule: messenger RNA, 414 nt
Organism: Menidia menidia (Atlantic silverside)
Lineage: Eukaryota; Metazoa; Chordata; Actinopteri; Atheriniformes; Atherinopsidae
Source: the annotation of a GenBank genome assembly